AUGGUGAUAUUUGAAGCAAUUGUUUUAGUACUUUUGCCCCAGGUUGUAUGCAAGAUUCCCAGUGCUAAAUGCAGCAUCAGUGAGCCUCUGCCUUUUCUUCACAAGGAAUACCAACCAGGAGACCUCAUCAUUGUAGGCAUUUUAUCUAAGAUCUAUAUAUUCUGUUCCAUGAUGGACUUCAGUGAAGCACCCUCUAGUCACCUCUUUGAUGACAUUCUAGUGAUCACACCGAUCUAUCAGCAAUUUCUGGCUUUACAAUUUGCAGUCAAGGAAAUCAAUGCAAAUCCUGAGAUCUUACCUAACCACACCUUGGGCUUCCAUAUCUACAAUAGCUAUUUUAGUGCAAGUUGGACCUAUCGUGCCUCAUUGGAACUGUUCUCUACUCAGGACAGAUUCAUCCCUAACUACAGCUGUGACAUACAGAAUAAGCCAAGAGCCGUUAUUGGAGGACCAACCUCUGCAGUUGGAGCCCAUAUGACAACCAUCCUGUCCCUUUACAAGAUGCCACAGCUCAUAUAUGGCUAUACUCCAGAGAGAAAUGGAAACAAGGAAGCUGUUUUAUACCAACAGAUGUUCCCAAAUGUCAACUAUCAGUACAAAGGAAUUCUCCAAUUGCUACUGUACUUCAAAUGGACGUGGAUUGGUGUAAUUUCUCCAAAGAAUGAGAAUGGUGAGAAAUUUGUACAUGAUGUAGUUCCCAUGUUUGCCCAGAGAGGUAUUUGCUUUGACUUCAUUGAAGGAAUUCCAACAACAACUUAUUCAAAUAGCAUUUUUGACUUGAUGGAAGAGGGAAUUAAAAUGUUUCAAGUGGUUAUGAGAAGCACCACUAAUGCAGUAUUAAUCCAUGGGGAAAUUGAUGACAUGAUUCUUUUGAGGACAUUCCCUACUAUGUCCAAAUUGGAAGGAAUACAGCUGUGGACAAAAGUUAAAGUUUGGAUUAUGACAGCACAAAUAGAUUUCAUAUCACUUCCCUUUAUAAGAAAUGAGGACAUAGACUUCAUCCAUGGUGCUCUUUCUUUUGCAAUUCACUCAAACAAGGUGUUGGGAUUUCGGGAAUUUCUUCAGAUGAGAAAGCCUGCCUUUGAGAAAGAUGAUAGCUUUAUCAAGCUCUUCUGGAGAAAUGCAUUUGAAUGCUCAUUCUCCAACUCAAUGAUAGAAGAAGAAGAUGGAGUGAUGUGCACUGGAGAGGAGAAACUGGUGACACUUCCUACAUCUGUGUUUGAAAUGGACAUGACUGGCCACAGCUACAGCAUCUACAAUGCAGCCUAUGUGGUAGCACAUGCUUUGCAUGCCAUGCUGUCAUCUGCAUCUACAUUCAAAGCAGAGAACCACAAGGCCCAACUUUGCCUUCUGGAACAACAGUUCUGGAAGCUCAACCACUUUGUGAGAAGGAUCUCAUUCAACAACAGUGCAGGAGAAAAGGUUUCCUUCAAUCAGAAUGGAGAUCUGGUCCAUUCAGAAGCAUUUUCUGACAAACAUUCUCUUCUUCAUUAUGGACAGGCCCAGCCACUUUCUCUCUGUAAUAACAGAUGCCAUUCAGGAUAUAGUAAGAGCAAGUUAGAAGGGAAGCCAUUUUGCUGCUAUGAUUGUCUUCAAUGUCCAGAAGGGAAAGUUGCCAACCAGGAAGAUAUGUAUGAUUGUUUUCAAUGUGAACAAGAUCAAUAUCCAAACCAAAAUCGGGAUUUCUGUCUCUCCAAAGUUAUAACAUUCUUGACAUAUGAAGAAACUUUGGGAACUGUUCUGACCAGUUUUGCUCUUUUCUUUACUUUCAUCACGUCUAUAGUACUUUGGAUCUUUAUUAAGCAUCAGGACACUCCCAUAGUCAAAGCCAACAACCAAAAUCUCUCCUAUGUUCUCCUUGUUGCUCUCAUGUUGUCUUUCCUUUGUUCUUUGCUAUUCAUUGGCCAACCUUCCAAGGUGAUGUGUGUCCUUCGUCAAACUGCUUUUGCCAUUAUCUUCUCAGUGGCCAUUUCUUGUGUUCUGGCCAAAACCAUCAUUGUAGUUAUAGCUUUCUUGGCCACCAAGCCAGGCUCCAAGGUGACCAAAUGGGUGGGGAAAAGACUAGGCAUGUUCAUUAUAUCCUGCUGCUCCUCUAUAGAAGGUAUUAUAUGUGCUACAUGGCUGUCAAUCUCUCCCCCAUUCCUAGAUGUUGACAUGAGUUCAAUGGCAGAAGAAAUAAUUCUGGAAUGUAAUGAAGGAUCAGUCUUCAUGUUCUAUUGUGUCUUGGGCUAUAUGGGCUUCCUUGCCAUUGUCAGCUUCACAUUGGCUUUCCUAGCAAGAAAAUUGCCUGAUGCUUUUAAUGAAGCCAAGUUUAUCACCUUCAGCAUGUUGGUCUUCUGUAGUGUCUGGUUGUCCUUUGUUCCAACAUACUUGAGCACAAAGGGAAAACAUAUGGUUGCUGUGGAGAUCUUCUCCAUUAUAGCUUCCAGUGCUGGGUUACUGAUUUGUAUCUUUUUCCCUAAAUGCUACAUCCUUGUGUUGAGGCCUGAUCUGAAUAAGAAAGAACAGCUAAGAAUAAAAAAAAAUAAUACAAGAUGA
Candoia aspera is the source of this 2538-nucleotide messenger RNA. Its product is annotated as vomeronasal type-2 receptor 26-like. Bases 1 to 2538 code for a protein of 845 amino acids. Gene Ontology annotation, cellular component: plasma membrane. NCBI's taxonomy places the organism in Eukaryota, Metazoa, Chordata, Lepidosauria, Squamata, Candoiidae. The transcript has 6 exons. Gene Ontology annotation, biological process: G protein-coupled receptor signaling pathway. Gene Ontology annotation, molecular function: G protein-coupled receptor activity. The record is from RefSeq and is a predicted model, not a curated record.